This is a messenger RNA of Poecile atricapillus (Black-capped chickadee), 1346 nucleotides long. RefSeq names its product endogenous retrovirus group K member 113 Gag polyprotein-like. Lineage: Eukaryota; Metazoa; Chordata; Aves; Passeriformes; Paridae. The record is from RefSeq and is a predicted model, not a curated record. The coding region runs from base 184 to 930 and encodes 248 amino acids. Gene Ontology annotation, biological process: viral process. The transcript has 2 exons. Gene Ontology annotation, molecular function: nucleic acid binding; zinc ion binding.
CCGGAACUGGUAAAUAUCCCCCUUGCUGCACCAGUGACUUUUCGUGGGAGGGGAGGGCGAUCCCGAGAAUGGGAAGCCUUCUCAUUCCAAACAAAGAGGGAGCUGUGCAAGGCACAGAAGGAGUUUGGGAGGGGUAGCGAGUAUUUUAAAGGGUUAUUAAAGGCUACCUUCUCAGCAAACGAAAUGGUUCCCCAUGAUCUAAAGGAGUUGUUUUCCUGUCUCCUUUCCUCAGCCGAUUUCAGGCUGUGGAAACAGGGAUGGAAGAGAUCAUUGGAAACCAUCCUUCCAGAGCUUUUGCACAGUAAUGAAACUGCGGAUGACGCAGAUGGAGUCCCUCUAACUUUGGAACACUUGUGUGGUGAAGGGGAUUGGGAUAAACCGGAAGAGCAGGCCAGGGUGUUGCCCCGGACUGUGAUAAAAAAAAUCAUGGAAACUGCUGAGAAGGUAUUUUAUACCUUGCCUGAGGAGGGACCCCAAGUUAAUUUGAUGAGUAUUUACCAGCUCCCAGAUGAGCCCUUCAAUAAAUUUGUUGAUAGAUUACAGAAGCAGGUAGAAAGACAAGUUGAAAAGGCGGAGCUCCAGGAACAGCUGGUGUUAGAAGUGGCGAAGGCGAACGCCAACGAGCUUUGCCGUCAAAUCAUCUUCAGCCUGCCGCUCUAUCCUACCCCGACGCUGGACACCCUGAUUGAAGCAUGCACCAAGAAAGCUCCAAUGACAGGGAUGUCCAGGGCCGUACCACCACCGACAUCGAGGAGGAUACCAACCGCAGCCGUGACGCAGUCAGUGCCAGCAACACCAGCGCGUCCACCACUGCAUUGUUAUCGCUGCGGACAACCAGGGCACAUGGCUAGGGAUUGCCCAGCAGCACACCCUAGCCAAGGGAGCAACUUGGGGGCGAGGGCAAAAGAAGGUUCAAUAAAAAAAAACUAGGGGAGCGGCGCGAACCUGCCCCGCGCGAUGCUACAAAUGGGGCAGGUCUCGCGGGGGAGGGGGGCUCACAUUCCCAGGCUUGGACAAUCUACCGGACACGACAUUUGAUAACCGUGAGAGACAUCCUUUUUCGGUCCCAGCACUGGACAGUAGUUGCUGUGGACCCACUGGAGGGAAACCGGAUGGACAACAGACACGUGUAUUCCCCUACACCCUGAAGAUGCUCCGCGGUUUGCCUUCUCGGUUCCAACCCUUAACCGAGAAGCCCCAAUGAGGAGAUUCCACUGGCGGGUAUUGCCCCAGGGCAUGAAGAACUCACCCACUAUCUGCCAGUGGUAUGUCGCCUCAUUGCUGUCCCCUUUGCGCGCCGAAAUGGGGGAGGUCAUCAUCCAUCAUUACAUGGAUGAUGUCCUGGU